Molecule: messenger RNA, 572 nt
Organism: Loxodonta africana (African savanna elephant)
Lineage: Eukaryota; Metazoa; Chordata; Mammalia; Proboscidea; Elephantidae
Gene: TMEM275
Product: transmembrane protein 275
Exons: 1
Coding region: 1-534 (177 amino acids)
Source: RefSeq, a predicted model, not a curated record
AUGCCGCCCCCAGAGAAGAGCGCGGGCCCCUCAUCAUCCGCCCCCGCGGGCCGCGCUCUGGGUCGGCUGCAGGGGCUGCCGUCGCCGGCGCUGUGCUGCGCCUGCGGUCUGUGCGUGCUGCUGGCCGGCGUGAACGUGACGCUGGUGGGAGCCUUCGCCUCCUUCCUGCCUGGGCACAACGUGCCACUCAUCAUGGGGCCGGCGCUGCUGGUACUAGCGCUCGGCUUCUUUGCUGCCUGCUGCGUAUGUAGCCGCCGGGGCCCCGCGGCCGGUGCGCGCUCGGCGGCGGCCGCCGGCAGGAGUCAGGGCGGCGGCCGCGCCGGGCCUGUGGCUCUGGAGAUGGAGAGUAGUGAGCGCACGGCGCAGGACACCACCGCGGUGCAGCUGAGCCCGGCCGCUUCGGCUGCGUCCUCUGGUCGCUCCAGCCCCGGCCCCAGCCCCUUCGCCGUGGAAGCCCCGGCUCCCGCUGCUGUCUACGCACCGCGCUCCGAAGGGGUCCAGCUCAACCUGCCCCGGGAGCGGACCACCCCUUAGCGGACCAGACCCGCUGGUCCUGGUUUUCCCAACUGGGU